This is a messenger RNA of Saccharomyces mikatae IFO 1815, 879 nucleotides long. RefSeq names its product Dsc3p (gene DSC3). Bases 1 to 879 code for a protein of 292 amino acids. Gene Ontology annotation, biological process: protein processing. The transcript has a single exon. Lineage: Eukaryota; Fungi; Ascomycota; Saccharomycetes; Saccharomycetales; Saccharomycetaceae. The record is from RefSeq and is a predicted model, not a curated record. Gene Ontology annotation, cellular component: Dsc E3 ubiquitin ligase complex; endoplasmic reticulum.
AUGUCAUCAGAACCAUUGCUACCCACACAUAACGGAUUGCAGGCAGGAGAAGCGGGACCUGCGAACCAGAAGUUCAUUGUAAUACGGUUUUCCGACGUAUCAGUAAGGGAUCUUCAGUUGAACAUAUCGAAUGUACCGUAUUCGGAUAUAAACACUCAUUGGCUACGUCGAAUGUGCAGAGAAUUGCGACCUCAACAGACACAAAAGAGAAGGCUGAAGUUUAUAAGGAACGGUGGCAUCCUGAAUACGCAUUUCAAGCUUGCUGAGGAGCUGACGCAUUAUUUCAGUAAUACUGGCAGCAACCCCAACGUCGAUACGCGCGAUAGUGUGGAGCCAGAGCAGAAUAAGUACUAUAUUCAUUGUAUAAUUGGUACAGAAGAGCUCACACAAGCAGAGUUAGCCAACGAAGACAUGAAGGAUGAUAUAACCCCGUCCAACGACUCGAUGACUACGCAGGCCAUUGGGUUUGAUAGACUACGAUCUGUGGGGUUUACUGAACAAGAAAUUGAGCUGCUGAGACAGCAGUUCCGGGCGACUUAUGGUGAUUUAGAGGAGGAAGAAAGGGUCGCUCAGAAUGGUAGCAGAGACGAUGAAGGCAACGAUAUUAGACAAUUAGAAGAACAGUGGAUGGAAAGUGGAAACGGUACCGCGCAGGGGAAUGGUGAUGGAAGCGGAACAGAAGACAGGUUCAAUUCUGUGCCGAUCGCUAACAUUAAGCACAAUAAAGACCUCCUUUUAGGCAUAUGUGUUGGAUUUUUCUUCGGUAUCUUUGGGAUAUUAUUAAUAAAGUUUGAUGGGUUGUUUAACAGACGACAAAAAAUGGCAAUUUUUGCCGGGGUGAUUGUUAAUGUUAUGUUUUGUCUUGUGAGAGGCUUUUAG